AUGCACAUUCUCUGGGCCCUCGUUCCAAGCUAUAUUUCUCUAGCGACAGCAUCGUCAUGCUACGCACCUGAUGGAUCACAAGUGGCCAGCUUCAUAUAUCAGCCAUGCGUCUCCAUUUCAGGUGUACAUUCAAUGUGCUGUAAAAUCAAUGCCGAGGAUCCUGAUACGUGUGAUCCCUCGGGACUUUGCCUGACGAGUGAAGGAACAUAUUAUCGGGAGUUCUGCACGGAUCGAUCAUGGAACUCGACUAAUUGUUUACCCAAGGAUAUCUGUGACAAUCAGAAUGGUGGAAACUCAGACUGGACCUACCAAUUGACCAACUGCGGCGACGGCUCCUGGUGCUGCGGUAGUACCGCUGCCUGCUGCAACACUUACGAGACAUUCACUCUGGACUCGGCACUCAUCAAGUUUACCUCCGAUUCAGAUUCCAAUUCGAAUUCUAGUUCCAAGUCCGGUUCUGCUUCCGAUACUUCUGUUACCUCUGCUCCCUCGACAACAGGAACUGGAAUUCUAUCCGGUGACAGUAGCAGCGGCAGCAUCAGCCGCGAAAAGGACCAGUCCAAUUCCGAUGAGCCGAAGAAGAUUGCGAUUGGAGUCGGAGUUGGAAUACCGCUAGCAUGCAUAGCCGUGGCUAUGAUGGGGGUUGGAUAUUUCUGGGGCAGAAGGAGUAUGAAGAAGGAGUUGCAGCCGAGAUUCCAACCUCGUAUUCUAAAUAUCCCCCUGGAGAAGCCAAAGGGCGAGAUAGGGCGCCCGCGUCCGGAGGAUGAUGCUUCUAGCGUGUCUCGUUGUCUGGAGGUAGUGCGGAGCGCAUAA
Molecule: messenger RNA, 813 nt
Organism: Aspergillus welwitschiae
Lineage: Eukaryota; Fungi; Ascomycota; Eurotiomycetes; Eurotiales; Aspergillaceae
Exons: 2
Coding region: 1-813 (270 amino acids)
Source: RefSeq, a predicted model, not a curated record